GGCUCGCAAGACGAGAAGAACCAAGUUCCGGUGAUGCCCUCGUUCCGUUUCCCCUCGCCGAACCUUCCACAGACAAAAAAUACGCAAGAAACUGUCCCAUCGAAGUGAGGCCAUUCCGGUCAUUCGCAAAUGGAAAUCCGCGGCUAUCUAUACGUGCACGCCUUUGACCAGAUGACAUUUCAUGCCCGAAGAAAUUUCUUCUUGCGACAAAGCUUCUUCCACCUCUCGCGCUAUUUAGAUCUUCACACAAUUCGGUGAGCUUCGGGAACGAAAAAUGGCGGAGAACAAGCCGACGAUGCAUGCGGUCUGCUACUUGUCUUACGGCGGAGGAUCCGCCGGGUUGAAGCAUGUGGAUGUCCCGGUUCCUGCACCUAAAAAGGAUGAGGUUUUGCUGAAACUGGAAGCAAUUAGUGUGAAUCCUUAUGAUUGGAAAAUGCAGAAAGGAGUGAUGAGACCAUUUCUUCCGCGCAAGUUCCCUCAGAUACCUGCCUCGGAUGUAGCAGGAGAGGUUGUUAAGGUUGGACCGGCGGUCAAGAAAUUUAAACCCGGUGACAAAGUCGUAGCCACGCUCAACAUCCUUGCAGGAGGUGGAUUGGCUGAGUUCGCCGUUACAAGGGAGAGCCUAACAGCGGCAAGGCCACCUGAAGUAUCAGCCCCAGAAGCGGCAGGGUUGCCCAUGGCCGGUAUCACGGCUCUCCAGGCCCUCACCCAAGCUGCCGGGGUAAAGCUCGACGGGAGCGGGCCGCUGAAGAACAUCCUGAUCACCGCUGCCUCGGGCGGCGUCGGCCACUACGCGGUCCAGCUCGCGAAGCUGGGAAACACCCACGUGACCGCAACUUGCGGGGCCCGCAACGUCGACCUCGUCAAGAGCCUCGGCGCCGACGAGGUCCUCGACUAUAAGACCCCGGAGGGAGCUGCCUUGAAGAGCUCAUCCGGCAAGAAGUACGACUUCGUGGUCCACUGCGCGGAAGGAUUCCCUUGGUCAGUUUUCGAGCCGAACUUGAGCGAAUGCGGCAAGGUGAUAGAUCUCAGUCCGAGUGUCGGGGGCAUGAUGACUUUUGCUCUCAAGAAGCUCACCUUCUCCAAGAAGCAGCUCGUGCCGAUGAUGGCAACACUCAAAAGUGAGGAUCUGGAGCUUCUGGUACAGUUGGUUAAGGAAGGGAAGCUCAAGACCUUCAUCGACUCGACGCAUCCGCUGAGCCAAGCUGAAGAUGGUUGGGCAAAGUCUCUCAGCGGUCGCGCCACUGGUAAGAUAAUUGUAGUGCCAUAAGACCAAGUACUGGUGUUAUGUUAUGCUGUUGUUUAGUAC
Molecule: messenger RNA, 1309 nt
Organism: Syzygium oleosum
Lineage: Eukaryota; Viridiplantae; Streptophyta; Magnoliopsida; Myrtales; Myrtaceae
Product: chloroplast envelope quinone oxidoreductase homolog
Exons: 4
Coding region: 275-1270 (331 amino acids)
Molecular function (GO): oxidoreductase activity
Source: RefSeq, a predicted model, not a curated record